GUGAUGGCUGUCCUUUCGAGAUCCCCCGCCCGGAUGUCACCUACCCCAUCCGCUUCUACGGUGAUGUGGAGGAAGUGGAGGUUGAUGGCCAGAAAGUGUCCAGGUGGGUUGGCGGGGAGAUUGUGCAAGCGAUGGCAUACGACAAUCCAAUUCCUGGAUUUGACACCUUCAACACCAACAACCUCCGACUGUGGCGUGCUUGCCCUUCCAAGGAGUUCGACCUGAACGCCUACAACAGCGCGCAGUUUUCCGAAGCCAUUGAUCAAAGAAGACGAGCCGAAGAUUUGUCCGCCGUCCUAUACCCCAAUGAUGCCACCUACGAGGGAAAAGAGCUUCGGCUUCGCCAGCAGUAUUUCUUCGUGAGUGCAUCGCUGCAGGACUUGCUCCGUGACUUCAUCAAGCGGCCAAACUAUGAGUGGUCUGAGUUGCCUGAGAAGGUGGCCGUGCAGAUGAAUGACACCCAUCCAACCAUUGCUGUCGCGGAGAUGAUGCGCUUGUUGGUUGACGUGCAGCAGAUGGACUGGUAUGAGGCAUGGGACCUUACCAGGAAAUGCCUGAACUACACCAACCACACCGUCAUGCCCGAGGCCCUAGAGAAGUGGCCAGUGGAGAUGAUGGAGAGGCUUCUGCCCCGCCAUGUGCAGAUCAUUGGUGAGAUUAAUUGGGUCUGGAUCAACCAGCUGAUGGAGAGGUACGGCGACGGGCCCAUCAUUCAGGCGCUGAGCAUCUUCGAGGAGGGCGACGAAAAGAAGAUCCGCAUGGGCAACCUCGCCAUCGUCGGAGCCAACAAAGUCAAUGGUGUGGCUGCCAUUCACACUGAGAUCAUCAAGAAGGAGACGUUCCCUGAGUUCUACCAAUGGUGCUGCGACAAUGGCGAGCCAAGCAGGAUUGUGAACAUGACCAACGGCGUUACGCCUCGCCGCUGGGUACACUGCGCCAAUCCUGCACUCAGCGCCAUUUUCACCAAGUACCUGGGCUCCCAGAAGUGGUUGACCGACAUGGACCUCCUCAAGGAGAUGCUCAAGCACAAGGAAGACCCCAAGAUACACGCAGAGUGGAUGGCCAUGAAGCGUGGGUGCAAGGCAAAGUUGGCCGAGUGGCUGAAGGAGACCAUGGACCUGGAGAUCGAUCAGGAUGCCCUCAUUGACAUCCAGAGUCCAGGCAGCAAUGUGAAGCCCUUGAUGUCGUCCCAGAGCUCUGGGGCAAGAGCGAACGUGGCACGCAUGGCACGCGUAGCAUUACGGCCCAGACAACCACCACCAUCACUGGCCCAUCACUGCUGCUCGCUGCGACACGCAAUGACGUCCUCCUGCAAAGCAGUGGAUGCAUGGAUGCAGCAUCCCACGAAGAGAUUCAUGACUGACGACAUUUUCACGUCAUUGCUGCGCUGGAAUCGCAUGGAUCCUGCCCAGUUCCAGCAAGAUGGACACCCGGUCUACUCGACGCAGAUGUCUUUGAGCAGCAUGGAUUCAGGAUUUGUGGAGACAGGCCUUAUUUCCGCUUGGUACAGCCCGCAGGGGCCAAUGAUCACCAACGAGGAUGUGCGACAGGCCUGCGAGUCCCAUCCCGGAUGCUUCUUUGGCGUGGCUUCUGGGGACAUCAGGAAUCCUGUGCGCUGCGUGCAGGAGAUUCGGGAUUAUGUCCAGAACCAUGGCUUCGUGGGAGUCCGAAUUCUGCCAUGGUUGUGGCAGAAAUACGCAAACGACCCACUCUUCUACCCAAUCUACACUGCUUGCGUGGAGCUGGGUGUGCCCCUUUGCUUGCAGGUAGGGCAGACGGGUCCCAUGCGGCCCAGCGACAUGGGCCGCCCAAUCCCGUAUUUGGAGCAAGUUUUGCUGGAUUUCCCCGACUUGGUGGUGGUGGCCGGACACAUCGGUGCCCCAUGGUUAGACGAGAUGCUGUUCCUGGCUGGCAAGUUUCCGAACCUGUACAUUGACACGUCCGCCUACCUCCCAUCGCGCUAUCCACGGGAACUAGUUGAGUACAUGCGUGGGCGCGGUGCCAAGAGAGUUCUCUAUGGCUCCAACUACCCGAUGAUCCAGCAUCAGGCCAUCCAAAAGCAGUUGGCUGAUUUGAAGCUGGAGCCUGACACGAUGCAGCUGUUCCUACGCCACGAGGUGAGAACGCGCAUCGUGUAUUCCGCUUGCGAGCUUCGCGUCUUUAGUUCGACUGUUGACUGCUUGGGUCGGAUCAAGCGCAUCCAUGAGUACAAGCGCCAGCUGCUCAACAUUCUGUUUGUCAUCCACCGCUACCUUCACCUGAAGAAAGCAUUGCCCGCUGAACGGAAGCAGUGUCAGAAGCGAGUUGUGCUCAUCGGCGGCAAGGCAGCCUCGGCGUAUGUCAAUGCAAAGAUCAUCAUCAAGCUGAUCAACAACGUUGCGAAGGUCAUCAACAACGAUCCCGAGACUUCGCCGUAUCUCAAGCUUCUAGUGUUGGGCGGUUUCAUCUUUGUCGCUGUGCCGUAG
This is a messenger RNA of Symbiodinium pilosum, 2465 nucleotides long. Lineage: Eukaryota; Dinophyceae; Suessiales; Symbiodiniaceae. The record is from the annotation of a GenBank genome assembly.